Messenger RNA from Microthlaspi erraticum, 564 nucleotides. The record is from the annotation of a GenBank genome assembly. Lineage: Eukaryota; Viridiplantae; Streptophyta; Magnoliopsida; Brassicales; Brassicaceae.
AUGGAUUCCAACUGUUGUGCUGCCUCUAUGCUCUACAACAUCGCUUGUAUCCCUGAGCCUGCCUCUGAACCUGGCGCUAAACCUACGUGCAUGUUCGCAGCACAUUUCCCAACGACCAACCUUGCGAAAUUCGAGAAAGUUAAUAAAGUCUUUGGACUAGGAACCGUCCAAAAGAUUCUGAGUCUUCUCGGACGUGAAGACCGUAAAAGGGCUGUCACGGCUCUGUGUUACGAGGCGGAUGCUCGCCUACGUGACCCCAUAUUUGGUUGUGAUGGCAUGGUCUUACAGUAUCAAAAAGAUCUCCAAGAUUUGAAUAAGAAAAUCGCCUCCUCGCAGAGUGAGCUCGCGUCCAUCGUAGGACCAGACAAUGUGCCAAAAUAUAAUGAACUUCCGAUCCCGGAUGAUUUCCUCGCUACCGAGAAAAUGGAGGGUCUUACCGAAGAUCAGCAGAAUCAGGUUACGCAACUUCCAACUGUUGAUGCGCAAAAGAUAUUAACUGAAAUGUUUGGGAAUCAUGGAGCUGAUGAUGGUGCAUCAACAUCUGCUGGGCCAUCUAAGGCUUAG